This is a messenger RNA of Naegleria fowleri, 1410 nucleotides long. RefSeq lists its product as uncharacterized. The transcript has a single exon. Lineage: Eukaryota; Heterolobosea; Eutetramitea; Acrasida; Naegleriidae. Gene Ontology annotation, molecular function: protein binding. The record is from RefSeq and is a predicted model, not a curated record. Bases 1 to 1410 code for a protein of 469 amino acids.
AUGAUUGUUCAAAAAUCAAUUCCGAUUGCAUAUCGAAUUUAUGAUAAUGUCAAUGCUUUUACUACUCUUCUUGCCCAAAUUGAUACAUUGAUGAUCAUGUUGAAAGACUUGUCCAAAAAACAAGAAACUUUUCUUGGAGAUCCUAUUGCUGAAAUUAUUGAAGCAGCAAAGGAGUUGAACAUUUCGAUUUUGUGCCGACGAGCAAGCGCUGCUAUGGUGUUGUGGAGAAGAGCACAAAGUCCAAAAGAAAAAGAACAAUAUUCUACAAUUAUGGAACAAGAUUAUGCCAAAGCUCUUGAGUCUGGAUCUGAGAGUGACGAAGUGAAUUUUGCAUAUGCAACCUAUUUGAGAAUUGUCAAAUCAGAUUUGAGAAUGGCUUUACAUCAUAUUUCAAAAUCUAUUGAUUUAAACAAUGCAGUUCCAGUUAAAUUUCUAAAACGAGCUGAAUUGAACUUGGAAUUGUUUGAUGAAAUGAAAGAUAGUGAAGCCGCCAUGAAUAUUGAAGAAGAAAGUCCUGCUUCUGAAGAGUCAAAUUCAGCUGAAACAUCAAAUGAAAGAACCAAUAAUGAUACAUCACAAGUUGGCAACACACUCUCUGUGAAAAUUAAUUCAGAGUGGAAUGACGACGCUCUCCAAGUUCUCAACAAUUGUCUCAUGGACUGCGAGAGGUAUAUCGAAGACUCGAUCCAAUAUGCCAAGAAGAAUAAUAUUACCGAUUUCACUCUUGACUAUUACGUUUAUUAUGUGAGAGGAAGAGUCUUUUCAGAGACAUUCAUGUCUGAAAUGGCCAAUUCGUCCAGUAGCUCAGUGUUUCUGAACAAUGCUGAACGGGAUUUCACCUUAUUUGUAGAGCAUUUCGAAAAACCAGAAAAUGAGUCCAUGAUCUCAAAAGAUAUUCUUGCUGAGGGCUAUGUCAGACGUGCAGUGUGCCGAAUGCAUUCAAAGAAUUUGAAUGGCUCGACUUCUGAUAUUGAAAGAGCGAGCGCACUUUUGGAUUCACAUCCACAUUUACGUGAUUCACAUCCUGACUUGCACAAUUACAUUGAAGAGUUGAAAUUACAGAUCCAAACGCUUCAACAAUUCCAAUCCCUCUAUGAUCGAGCUACAGAACUGGGAGCGAAAGCAGCCCAAGGUCAAUCCACUGGUGACUCUGACAAAGCACUCGAGUAUUUGAAUGAAGCAAUUACAAUUAGCGAGCAUUCCCCAAUUCCAACUUUGUACACUCAACGGUCCAUGGUUUAUUACGACAAGUUUUUGAAGAGAUGUAAAGAAGGUAUUCCACACAGUGAUCCAACUUCGACACAAUAUAUUGAACGAGUGGCACAUGACUGCAAAAAGCCAUCGAAAUUGAUCCAUCUCCUCGGACAACUGAAGCCAGAGUUGUGUUGGCAGAGUAUUACAAAAAUGUGA